Messenger RNA from Thrips palmi, 2432 nucleotides. RefSeq names its product stearoyl-CoA desaturase 5-like. NCBI's taxonomy places the organism in Eukaryota, Metazoa, Arthropoda, Insecta, Thysanoptera, Thripidae. The record is from RefSeq and is a predicted model, not a curated record. Gene Ontology annotation, molecular function: stearoyl-CoA 9-desaturase activity; iron ion binding. Gene Ontology annotation, cellular component: endoplasmic reticulum membrane. The transcript has 6 exons. Gene Ontology annotation, biological process: unsaturated fatty acid biosynthetic process. The coding region runs from base 132 to 1535 and encodes 467 amino acids.
AGUCAUGAGCCUCAAACCGGCACUCGGCUCGGCAGGCUCGGCAACUCGCAGCGGCCGGACGACGGACGCAUGCGUUCGGUGAACGCGUUCGGGAGCAAUCGUGGAGGCUCGUAGCCAACAAAAAUAAAAACAUGUCCGCCCAUCGGUACUUGAACCUCCGGCCGUCGCCGUCCUGCCAGUCGCCCUCUCGCCAGUCGCCCUCCUGCCAGUCGCCCUCCAGCCCGGCACACCGUCUGCUUGCUUCCGUUCCCAGAGAUCCGAUGACGUCCAAGUUCUCCUCGGACCCGGAGGUGUCCUCCAUGCUCAAGGACUUGUCGCAGCGGAUCGCCAGCAAGCCGACGCAGAAUGGCGCGGCCAACGGCGCGGCCAACGGCAAAACCACCCUCAACGGUAAAGCCUCCCUCAAGACGGCCACCCCCGUGGCGGACAACGGCGCCGCCGUGGACGCCCUCUCCGUGGACAAGCCCGAGGCGAAGCCCUACCAGAGGAAGAUUGUGUGGUUCAACGCCAUCGGCUUCCUCAUCCUGCACCUCGGCACCCUGUACGGCAUCUACCUGGGCAUGUUCGAAGCCUACCUCAUCACCGACAUCUGGGCGUUCGUGGUUGGCUUCAUCUCCGCCCAGUCCGUGCUGCUGGGCGCGCACCGCCUCUACACGCACCGCUCCUACAAAGCCACCUUCCCGCUGAGGCUGCUCAUCGUCCUGUGGCAGACCGUCUCCAGCCAGAACUGCCUGUGGGUGUGGGUGCGCGACCACCGCCAGCACCACAAGUACUCCGACACGAACGCCGACCCGCACAACGCGAGGCGGGGCUUCUUCUUCUCGCACGUAGGGUGGCUCAUGGUCAAGAAGCACCCCGACGUGUUCGAGGCGGGCCGCAAGGUGGACAUGUCCGACAUCGAGGCGGACUGGCUCGUCAUGUUCCAGAAGAAGUACUACAACAUCCUGUACGUGCUGCUGUCCGUCCUGUUCCCCACGGUCGUGCCCGUGUACCUCUGGGGCGAGACCUGGUGGAACUCCUUCUUCAUCUCCUUCCUCACGAGGACCUUCGUCGUGCUCAACGUGGCGUGGCUCGUCAACAGCUGGGCCCACCUGUACGGCACGCACCCAUUCAACCAAGAGAUCAUGCCCAGCGAGAGCCGGCUCGUGUCCUUCCUCACCUUCGGCGAGGGCUGGCACAACUUCCACCACACCUUCCCCUGGGACUACCGGGCCGCCGAGUUCGGACAGAACUUCAACUUCACCUGCAACAUCAUCGAGUUCUUCGAGAAGAUCGGCUGGGCCUACGACCUGAAGGCCGCGCCGGAGGAGCUGGUGCGGAAGCGCGCGCUGCGGACGGGAGACGGAACACACCCACGGUACAACAAGGAGGGCGUCCCCGAGCACCUGGUGGCCGAGCCGGAGCCGGGCGCCGAGGACGCCGACCUGGACGACGAGGACGGCGAGGCCGUCCUGGCCAAGGUGGCCGCCAACAAGACUGACAGCAAGGUGGCUGUGGCCGUGGCCGCCGAGAGGAGCAAGGAGAAGCGAGGCUGAAUGCCUCGAGUGUCGGUGACGAUGCUCGAAAGAAAGACUGGACUCUGUGCUUGCCGAGGGCGCGGUGGCGCGCGUCAGCAACGCGUCAGCAACGCGUCAGCGCCGUCCUGGAGCCGAGGCGACGCGGUGCGACGCGGUGCUGCGAACGCCACUUUGCUUGGUGCGCAAUUUGAAGCUGCCAACUACAUUGAUUCUUGUACACACUGAAGCUAUAUGUUUUGGCAUUCCUUGGCCACCAACAUCGCCCGGCCUUCUCUGCGCGCCGUGCCCGGGCCGGGCCGCUCUCACUGCAGCCCGCCGCGCGCCCCGUGCGUGCUUUUUAAUUUAUUAGUCCGCCGUGCCGUUUCCCACGCGGCGCGGCGCGGUGGUCGAAGAGUAAAGUUCCAAGUUAGGGAAAUGAGCGCGCUCUACGAGUCCACAAUGGCGGCGCGUCACCCGUUUCGCAACGAGGGGAGGAAUCUCAAGUAGCGGCGAGGCGGUCGCGGCGUCGCGGCCCCGGUGCCCGGCCCGGCCCGCUCGCCCACGCACUAUCUCCAUGGCCCAGCCCCUCAAGACUGAUUCCGAGAGUCGUUUUCGUCGCUCUGUCUCUCUUGCACCUGUACGGGACGCCACAUGAGUGCGACAGAGACAGCGACGGAAACGACUCUCGGCACCAGCCUGCUGGCCGGCGCAGGGCGGCCAGGGCGGCCAGGGCUGCUUGGCGCCUGAGAAUAAUGCCAAUAGAGGAGGUGCAAAGCGGCGCGCGGCCGAGGCGAACAAAGACGUCCUGCAGGCCUGCAGGGAGAGUCACAUCCGCCCUUUGUGGUCAAUCGGGAGUCAGCCAGCCGGGGCACGGCCAGUGGCCGAGCCAGUGGCCCUGCAGACUGAUUCCGAGAGUCGCUUUCGUCGCUCUGUCCC